This is a messenger RNA of Ailuropoda melanoleuca (giant panda), 4579 nucleotides long. RefSeq names its product ubiquitin conjugating enzyme E2 W (gene UBE2W). The transcript is spliced from 6 exons. Lineage: Eukaryota; Metazoa; Chordata; Mammalia; Carnivora; Ursidae. Bases 1 to 543 code for a protein of 180 amino acids. The record is from RefSeq and is a predicted model, not a curated record.
AUGCUGGGCCCCCGCGGCGUGACGCGAGCACGGCAGCUCCGCCCCCUGCGUCUCUGGCCUCGCCGGCCUUGGGGGGAUGGUUCCAUCAUGGCGUCAAUGCAGAAACGACUGCAGAAAGAACUGUUGGCUUUGCAAAAUGACCCACCUCCCGGAAUGACUUUAAAUGAAAAGAGUGUUCAGAAUUCAAUUACACAGUGGAUUGUAGACAUGGAAGGUGCACCAGGUACCUUAUAUGAAGGGGAAAAAUUUCAACUUCUAUUUAAGUUUAGUAGUCGAUACCCUUUUGACUCUCCUCAGGUCAUGUUUACUGGUGAAAAUAUUCCCGUUCAUCCUCAUGUUUAUAGCAAUGGUCAUAUCUGUUUAUCCAUUCUAACAGAAGACUGGUCCCCAGCGCUCUCAGUCCAAUCAGUUUGUCUUAGCAUUAUUAGCAUGCUUUCCAGCUGCAAAGAAAAGAGACGACCACCAGAUAAUUCUUUUUAUGUUCGAACAUGUAACAAGAAUCCAAAGAAAACAAAAUGGUGGUAUCAUGUGCCGUUGCCAUGAUCUUCAUGCUCCCAGGCUGUUCUUUCAUCAUCCACACACCUCGUUCCAUAAAUAAUAGCAAAACAAGACUACCUGUACUUGGCUAAUGUUCUUCCACGUUCCUAGAAUGUUCAUCAUCUGCUUUUUUACCUGAAAAGUCCAGUUCAAAUGUAGUUACAAGGGUAUCUUUGUCCUUCUUCCCUUCCCACCCCUUACCAGUUUUUUGUCCUGGAUUCUUUAACAGAAGACACAAUGUCUCUGGUGCUUGUGUCUUCAGCGUGUAGCACACAGUACCUCUCCUAUAAGCUUUUAAUAAAUGUUUGUUAAAUUAAUUGGAUUGUACUUGUAUUUUUAUACACUUUUCCAAAGAAACUUAGGUGCUAGCAGUUUUGAAACCUACAUCUAAACCACCAUGUGUGUGAAGAGUCACAGUAGAUCACCGUACCCUUCCUACCCCAGAGAGUUUGAAAAAAAUUACUUUGAAGUAAAUCAUUAACCAUUCUUCACUGGUUUUACUUUCUUUUAUUUAAAAAAGUUCUCAUUUUUUGCUGUAUCUCUGAGAUAAAUAAGUUACCUUGAAUAUAUUUACAAAUAAGAAUAUAAUUGUUUUAAGCUAAAUAUAUCUGAGGAGAUCAGAGAUCAUAAAGUAAACCUCAUACUCAUUAAGGUUAAAGACAGGCAUUGAGCAAGUACUUAGUACUUUCUGUGCUAAGAAGGAUGACAGAUAAAAGAAAGGUAUCUUCAAAGGGCCUAUGUUAUAGGUGGGAUAAGAAAGAAAAAUAAUACAACAUCAAAAGUGAUGAGCCCUAAAAGAUUCAGAGAAAUGGCAGUUUUUGGUAAUCACAGAAAUGAGUUGACUGCAAAAAGAACUGUAACGGUUUGAGAAUUAUAAACGUCGUAGUUGGGUUCUUGGAAGUACAGUGGUCCCAAGUGCAGAAGCCCUGGGACAGGAUUUGUAUGAAUGCUGGCCUAGAUGAUGUGGCUGGUUCAGAGUAAGCCAGUGGGGGAGCACAGCCAAAGGCCAAAUGAUGUGUAGGGCUUUGUGAGUGAGAGUAAGGUUGAAAUUGGUCUUUCAGUUUCCACUAAACAGAGACCUGAGGCUCUAGUGCUCAGUUCCUUUUGUCCUUAGGGCAUUCAUUUAUCAGUUGUGAAGAGAUUAUAAAGCUGAGCCAAUUUGACAGGGAAUGUUGCCCAGAAAACAAAACGAGGAGUCUGAGCCACUACACCAACAACCCACCCAUCAGAACUAAUUUAAAGCCGAAACCAGCAGAGCUCCAUCCUUGGAGUAAAGGUCACCUGAGGAAACAAUCCUGGUUGAGACUUUCAUCUUGGAGUGGUUCAGGGAAUGUCAGACUUUGAACUUGGAUUGAGGUGAGGUCUCUGGCAGUGUCCUCAGAAGGUGGCCAGGAGCCGACGAAAGUUGGAAGACCCAGGAAGAGAAUAGCCUCCACAUAUUAUCCUUACAAGUGAUUUAUUUUAAUACAGUGACCAAUACACAAAGGUUAUCCCUUUUAGGAAACAAGGCACUAUGAAACAAUAGGCCUAGAAAGCACUGGAGGUGUGAGGUGGGGAAGAGACAAGAUCUGACAGAGUUUACUGCUCUGCAUACCACAUCCUGUUGGGAGCUUCUGAAGAGCAAGGAACUGUCUUGUUCAUCUUUAUACACAAAUAUUGAGUGCCUGCUGUAUCCCAAGAAGUUUAUGAUCUGGUAGGGAAGAUAAAUGGGCAAUUAAAAUAAUGUGCCAGUUAGUGUGAUAGGCUAAUCAGAGUGUUGAGGGAGCAUCAAGGUGAGAACAGUCAAAGCUGUCUUAAAUCCAGUUGAGAAUUCCAGGGGAAGUGGUAUCUGCCAGGCAAAGGUGGGAGACUGAACAUGAGGGCGUCUGAGAUAAAGCACACAGCAAGUGCACAGGGUGAGAGAGAACAGUGUUUGGGGCAUUGAAUCUGGAUGAGGGAAUGGUAAAAAUGAGAUAAAACUAGAGCUAGAAUUUGAAAGACCGAAUUAAUGGAGUUUUGGUUUUAUCUCAUGGUUGACAAGGACUGAUGAAUUCAGAUUUGUACUUAAGAAAAAUACCUUGGCUAUAGUCCUGGAGAGUGAACUUGAAGGGUCACAAAACUGGAGGGGAAAAAAUAAGAGACCAUUAUCAGUACCAGACAAAUGAUGAUGACUUGAAUUUAUUAUAAAGUAUUGGCAUAAAGACAGACAUUAUCAGUGGAACAGAAGGGAGAGUCCAGAAAUUGGUUUUUAAAAGAUGCCAACAUACUUGUAAGGGGGAAGCAUAAUCUAUUCAACAAAUGGUACUAGAACAUUUGAAAAGCUGUUAGUAAAAAAAAUAAAAAUAAAAAUCUUCUAUACAAAAAUUACCCAAAAAUGAAUCAUACACUCGAAGAGUGAAACUAUGAAACUUCUUCAGGAAUACAGAAGCUCUGAGAUCUUGGAUUUGGCAACAAUUUCUUAGCUAUGAACCAAAUUACUAAAAACAAUUGAUAAAUUGGACUCUAGAAAAUUUAAAAUUUAGGCUUUUCAAAAGACAAAUUGAAACAGCAAAACAAUGUAUUUGCAAAAUAUGUGAUAAAGUUAUUUGUAUUUGGAUUUUUUUUAACACUUAGGCUAUAAUAACAUGAAGCAAACAACUCAAUUUAAAAACGGCAAGGUUCGUGAUUUCUUUUUUUACUUGAACUAAACUGAAGGAAAUAUAGAGAUGGCAAAUAAGCAGAUGAAAAGCUGCUGAGAAUCAUUAGUCAUUAGGGAAAUACAGAUUACAAGCACAAGAUAACCACUGCAUACCAGCUACCCUGACCAUACCAACUUUUGGCAAGUAUGUGGAGUAAUGGGAACUUUUCUACACUACUGAUGGCAAUGUGGAAUUGCGUAACCACUUUGAAAAACCAUUUGGUAGCUUAAACAUGGGCGGGGCGGUGGGCGCCUGGCUGGCUCAGUUGGUUCAGCGUCUGACUCUUGAUCUCAGCAUCGCAAGUUCAAGCCCCACAUUAAACAUGUACCUACUAUACAAAUCAGCCAUUUCACUCCUGGGUAUUUACCCAAGAGAAAAGAAAGUAUAUGUCCACACAAGGACUUGUACAGAAGGGUUUGUAUCAAGUUUGCAAAAUACCCAAACUGGAAACAUUUGUCCAUCAGUAGGUGAAUGGGUAGCCAAAGUGGGAUAUACAUACAUCAGAAUACUACUCAGCAAUAAAAAGGGAAUAAAACAUUGAUAAAUUUCUAUUGUGCUGAGUGAAAAUGCCCACACAAAAAGUAUACUAUGGUUUUAUUUAAAAUUCUAGAAAAUGCAAAUUGAUGAAUAGUGACGAAAAUCAGAGAAGUGUUUGCCUAAAGAUGUGGGGUGAUGGGAAAAAACUUGGAGGUGAUGGAUACUUGAUUAUCUUGGUUUCACAGGUGUACAUGUAUGUCAAGACUCAUUAAACGCCACACUUUAAUUAUUAAUAGUUUACUGAACAUUAUACCUCAGUUAGAAUUAAGAGGUUUUAAGCAAUAAAGACAAAGGAUGGCAAUGGCCUGAAGUGGAGUAUAAGAAAAAUGGACAACUCAAUCGUAAUCAAUUUGCCCAAAAUUACAGCUUAGAAGUGAUGGAGCAGGAAUUAAAGUCUGAGUCUGACUGACUCCAAAAUCCAUGCUCUUAAGUCAAUAUGCUUAUACUUAACAUGACCCCAUUUUUCUGGAUUAGACAUUGAGUGGAGGCUGAUGACUUUCACCAAAACACAAGAUGAGGGGCAGAUUUGGGGAAGGAGAUGUGUUUGUACUUCCUUAUAGCACCAAGUACAGUAGCUUAUAUAGUCUAUUAGUGAGUGGAGAAGUAAGCUGAAGUUUUUAGGUGGCAAUGAUAAGGAAACAGAGUGAUGUAAUUUUACUUAGUUCAUGAGCUUACUGCCUAUUGAUCAACAGCUGAAAAGGAAUUUAAUAUUUUCUAGUCUAAUAACUUACCAAUGAAUUAGUUAUUUCUCAACAUCUUUGAAGUGAUCACCCCCACCACCUUCACUGAUGGGAAUUAACUCAGAUAAUUACUGCACUUCUGAAUAAAUCUUAUUAGAAAGUUAUUUC